AUGUGCGUGGAGCGAGUGACAAAUAACGGUAGGAAGUGCAAUGAUAAGGUGAUGUUGGGACUGCAGACGCAAAUACCUCUCAUUCGGGAAGAGGUGUCAUCCUCGGUGUGUGAUGAGGUAAUUGACCUUGAGUUGCCAAUGUCCCCGCAGUCGGACGGUGUGUGCACACUUCUUACCCUCCUUUCCUUCUACUCUCUCCGCCCUCACUUCUUCACUGAGCACCGAGGCGGUAUCCUUGCUGGACUCUCGUGUCGGUGCACAACCAGCUACUGGACAGGAACCUUGCUCUCCAACACAUUACAACGUCUCAUGCCCUUGACAUGUGCAGCAGCAACAGUCGCUUCGCCACUGGAGGGCAUAGGGAAGGAGUCCUAUGGCUACCUAAGCUUGCACUUGCCUGGAUGCCUUCAAUCAUUUGACAUUAUCCAUCUGAGCGGCAAUCUGGAUAACUUGUUCAUCACCGAUAGGGGGCACCCUUUCCUGAACUCGACCGUGCAUGCGACUAAUCAGGAUCUUGCGUGUGAAUACUGA
Hydatigera taeniaeformis is the source of this 531-nucleotide messenger RNA. The record is from the annotation of a GenBank genome assembly. Lineage: Eukaryota; Metazoa; Platyhelminthes; Cestoda; Cyclophyllidea; Taeniidae.